Molecule: messenger RNA, 1812 nt
Organism: Mycosarcoma maydis (corn smut)
Lineage: Eukaryota; Fungi; Basidiomycota; Ustilaginomycetes; Ustilaginales
Exons: 1
Coding region: 1-1812 (603 amino acids)
Source: RefSeq, a predicted model, not a curated record
AUGGCGGCACCUGUGACCGAUUCUGCGGCCUUGCAAGCCUUCCAGCAGCUCAUGGUGGACGCGAUACCAUAUACCUAUUCCAACCCUUUUGAGACGGAUGCUGUACCAGACCCUGUCCUCGACCCGUCCGCGUCCUCGGCAUACCUUGAGGAGCUUCGAACGUACAAGCGCUCGACUGCCGAAAUGACCGCAAAUCGUCUCCUCAUCACGUGUCCCUUUGAGCAGCUGCAAAAAGAAGCUCUGAAUCCGGUUCAGAGACAUCUUCCCUUACUCAACCUGCACGCCCUGACACCCCGCCAAGCCACCGACCAUGUCUUCCAAAAGGAUCUCUUUAUGCUUCACAAGACGCGCCACUUUCGCGACGUCGAGCUGCCAGCAUAUGACGACGAUAUUCCAGGCCGAAAGGAAGCCCUCAUCAAGUUUGGCGAGCUCACGUUGGCCGCGUUCCUUGGGCCCAACUGGGCCGAGAAAGAGAAAGACAGAUACAAGAUCACGCCAAGCUGGAUCUAUAUUGAUAUGGAAGAUUACAACGCCAGCUACUUGCAUAGCGAAAAGCAUUUCCAGCAUUUGCCGACCUUUAACGCAGGGCGCCGCCUCAAACGAGGCGAUGACGAUGAGAUAAACUCACUCAACGUCCGCCGUGACGACCAUGGCGAUGAUAACUACGAUUUGGACUUUGUCUCUGACGACAGCGAUACCGACGACGCCGAAAUUGUUUUCGACGAUCCAACCAGCUACAUGCCUUAUUUUGACGAUAGGUCAUAUUAUGAGCAGCUCUUUGAUUAUUACGAGAACCCUCUUACGUCGAUGCAGCAUCUUGCGUUCGAAGCUGCUGUGACGGCCGCCGAAACGAGGUCCAGACAUAAGCUUAAGAUGACAAAGGACGGCAUGGAGAGAUCCAGGACAGGAAACAGGUUCGCAGCGAAAACGGAUGUAUAUGGGGGGAGCAGUCUCAAUGCAGCCAAAGAACCCGCCUCGAGCCUUGUCAAUCGUGGACAGGCAAAGCAGAAGACUGUAGAGGAGAGUGCAUUGGAAGCAAAGGUGGGAAAGACGCUUCCGGUAGGAAAGGCUGCCGAGUCGAAACUUUCUGGGCACAACGAAAACUCUGGGGAUGUCUCGAACACUCUCACGUCGUCUCAGAUCUCGAAGAAUCCAUCCAGCCAUACUCUGCCGGUGGGUGUCGUCAAGCUUUUGCCCAGUUUCACGUCUAGCAUCGCCUCUGUCGGUCUCAAUCUCGCCUGUGGGCCUCAGAAAGCAGAUUUGACACGUCCGCUGGCUCCGAGCAGCACCGUCAUCACUCGACAGGCUGACGAAGGACCUACUGCCAAAGCGGCUCAAAGCACGUUUCUGCAACAGACCGAAGAUGCGCUUGCAAAGAUGACAGCAGAUGCGCAGAAGCAGAAGGCUUCGACAAGCAAAGGUGCACACGAGAGUGCUGGCGACGAGGUUGAGUUCGAGUUUGCUGUGCUGGGCGAGUCGAGUACUGGAGCGGCUGGUAGCAAGUCAGCAACCACCGGAGGCAUAAGACCCAACAGUCAGGCGGAGCGGUCAUCUGCGGACAAGGCAGGGCAAGCUUCUGGAAGUGUCAGAGCGGCGAAAAGAGCUAAGGAUCGCGUUGGCAACCGUACGAAACAUUCCUCGGAUCAUCUCGGGCGCAAUACCACUUCCAAGACCCGUACAGCUUUGGCGACAGAGCAGCCUCAGUCACGUGAAGCCAAACCGGUCAGGUAUGAAAUCGUGGUAUACAAGAAAGCUUUUCUGCCCAGCCAACGGCCCGGUCGCGACCAUUGGCAUGGAUACGUCGGCUUGUAA